Molecule: messenger RNA, 9551 nt
Organism: Taeniopygia guttata (zebra finch)
Lineage: Eukaryota; Metazoa; Chordata; Aves; Passeriformes; Estrildidae
Gene: ELP1
Product: elongator acetyltransferase complex subunit 1
Biological process (GO): tRNA wobble base 5-methoxycarbonylmethyl-2-thiouridinylation
Cellular component (GO): cytosol; elongator holoenzyme complex
Molecular function (GO): tRNA binding; protein binding
Source: RefSeq, a predicted model, not a curated record
UGCGCCGCCCGCCCGCGCUGCGCGACAUGGCGGCGCCGUGAGCUGGUCACGGUGCCUGGAGUGCCUCGUGCCCGGCCUCCGCCGCUGCCCGGCCGUCCGCCAUGAGGAAUCUGAGGCUGCUGCGGGCCGGUGGCUGCCGCUCCACCGCCGCCAAGGGCACUCCGCAGUGCUUCUGCCUCGGCGCCGAGUCUGGCACGGUUCUUGUGGGCUCCCAGUACGGGCUCGUGGAGAUGCGCCCCGCCGGGAAUUCGGUAUCAAGAGAAGUUUCCCUGACUGUGGAUGGGUUCUUGCCUGAGGAUGGAAGUGGCUGUAUCGUGGGUGUUGAAGAUCUUCCAGAGCAGGAGAGUGUGUGUGUUGCUACAGCAGCUGGAGACAUCCUUCUGUGCAAUCUGAGCACAGAACAGGUGGAAUGUGUUGGAAGUGUGGACGGUGGUCUGAGUGUGAUGAGCUGGAGUCCCGACCAAGAGCUUGUUUUGCUUGCAACAGGUCAGCAGACACUCAUCAUGAUGACAAGGGAUUUUGAACCAAUUACUGAGAAGCAAAUCCACCAAGAUGAGUUUGGAGAAGGAAAGUUUGUUGCUCUUGGCUGGGGUAAAAAGGAGACACAGUUCCAUGGAUCAGAGGGGAAACAGGCAGCACAUCGUAAACAGACGGAAGUGUUACCAGCAUCAGCCUGGGAUGAUGGCAGGCCUCGGGUGACUUGGAGAGGAGACGGGCAGUUUGUUGCAGUGAGUGCUGUCUGUCCAGAGACGGGUGCUCGGAAGGUCCGGGUAUGGAGCCGAGAGCUUGUGCUGCAGUCUACAAGUGAGCCUAUCUCAGGAUUAGAGCAAGCGUUGUCCUGGAAGCCCUCAGGAAACCUGAUAGCAUCUACACAAGAAAAACCCAACAGACACGAUGUAGUUUUUUUGGAGAAGAAUGGACUUCUUCAUGGAGAGUUCACCCUCCCUUUCCAGAAAGGGCAGGUCAAAGUUAAUGAAAUGCUUUGGAAUGCAGAUUCUACAGUCCUGGCUAUAUGGCUGGAAGACCUGAAGGUGGAAAAGUCCAACCCAAAGACUUAUGUUCAGCUGUGGACCACAGGGAACUAUCACUGGUACCUAAAGCAAAGUCUACACUUCAGUAGCUUGGAGGAAAAUCAGUUGGUGUCACUGCUAUGGGACCGAGAGAACCUGUACAGACUGCAUAUACUCUGCCAGGGCUGGCAUUACCUCUUCUACGACUGGCACUGGAGCACAGACCAUGGGCUGGGGGAGAAUAGCCAACAUAUGGCAAAUGUGGCUGUAAUAGAUGGAGAUAAAGUGCUUGUCACAGCCUUCCAGCAUGCUGUGGUGCCUCCACCCAUGUGUACUUAUGAGCUCCAGCUCCAACAGGCAGUUAAUCAGGUUGCAUUUCACACAGAUCCCAAACAUAGUGGGGACAUGGUUGUCCUGGAUGCUGAUAACAGGAUCUCUGUGUACAGAUACGGACAGAGUACAGUGAAUGAUCCUUCUGUCAAGUUUGGAGCUGUGGGAGGAAAUGGCUUUAAAGCAGCUGUGGAAACACCGUACCUGGAUAAAACCUACAGAGUUGAUGUGAGCAGCAGCAGCAGUGAAGUGAUGAAUCCGCUGGGGCUCCGAUUUCUCACGUGGCUGCCAAAUGACAGCUUCCUGGUUGUUGGUCAAGGUCAGCAUGCUGCUCAGUCUGUCCUUCACCAUCUGACUGCAGUGCCUCACGUGGCUGGAGCUGAAGAAGAGUGCCUGAAUUUACGAUUGUCAGUGCCUGUAGAUGGAGAAGUGAUCAGCCUGUACUGCAGCCCUGUGACCAAAACUGUAGCUCUGCAGCUGACUGAUGGACGAAUCUUAACAUACCUGUGGGAGGCUUCUACUCCAGUCCUUGAGCCCUGGCAGAGUAGCAGUAGCUCUGCUGUUCAGUUCCCCUACUGUUGUGUGCAGACUUCCAUCACAAGGAUCAGCGGUGAAGAGGUGAUCUUGGGCCUCACAGAUCGAUGCCGUUUUUUUGUUAAUGAUACUGAGGUUGCUUCUAACAUUACAUCAUUCGCAACAUUCAGUGAGUUUUUGUUGGUGACCACCAACUCACACACCUGUCAGUGCUUCUGCUUGAAGAACUUGUCAGUGAAGGCCCUCCAGGCUAGCCUGAGCAGUGCUGCUGCACCCAACAGUGAGACCCUGCGCAAGGUGGAGCGAGGUUCACGUAUUGUCACCGUUGUUCCCCAGGACACAAAGGUGGUGCUGCAGAUGCCAAGAGGAAAUCUGGAGACCAUUCACCACCGUGCUCUGGUUCUUGCCCAGAUUCGGAAGUGGCUGGACAGACUUAUGUUCAAGGAAGCUUUUCAGUGUAUGAGGAAGCUGCGAAUCAACCUCAAUCUUCUCUAUGACCACAAUCCCAAGGUAUUUCUGGAAAACACAGAAACCUUCAUCAGGCAAAUAGAUUCUGUGAACUAUAUCAACUUGUUUUUCACAGAACUGAAAGAAGAAGAUUUCACAAAGACUAUGUACCCAUCUCUGAAUGGUAGCAGUAACAGCCAGCUACCCCAGCAUCCUGAUCAGAAAAAAGUAAACCUCAUAUGUGACGUGAUGAGAGUUGCCAUGGAGCACAUUGACCCUCAAAAAUACUGCCUAUCGAUACUGACAGCACAUGUGAAGAAAAGUCCUCCAGAGCUGGAAAUUGCUCUCCAGAAGGUUCAUGAUCUUCGAGAAAGUAUUACGCCCGAUGUCCAAGGUGUGAGUGCAGAAGAAGCACUAAAGUACCUACUUUUCCUUGUGGAUGUCAAUGAAUUGUAUGAUUAUUCCUUGGGGACGUAUGACUUCGAUUUAGUCGUCAUGGUGGCAGAAAAGUCUCAAAAGGACCCAAAAGAAUACUUGCCCUUCCUAAAUACCCUCCAAAAGAUGGAAACCAAUUAUCAGAGAUAUACAAUAGACAGACAUUUGAAGAGAUACGCAAAAGCUCUUGGCCACCUCAGCAAAUGUGGUCCUGAACACUUCUCUGAAUUGCUGAACUUGGUGAAGGAUCAGAAUCUGUAUUCUGAAGCCUUGAAGUUGUACCCCUCUAGCACUCAGGAGUACAAGGAUAUUAGUGAAGCAUAUGGGGAGUAUUUGACUCAGAAGCAGCUGUAUGAACAGGCUGCAUUGAUAUUUGCUCGUGUUGGCAUCUUUGCAAAAGCACUUGAUGCUUUUCAGAGCAGUGGCAGCUGGCAACAAGCCCUGUGCAUGGCAUCACGGCUUGGUUACACAAAGGAUAAGCUGUCCAGCCUGGCACGGAGCAUGGCAGGAAAACUAGUUGAACAGAGAAAGUAUGCAGAGGCAGCCAUUCUCCUGGAGCAGUACACUCAGGACUAUGAAGAGGCUGUUCUCCUGCUCUUAGAAGGGGCUUUUUGGGAAGAGGCUUUGAGACUGAUUCACAAGUAUGGUAGGCUGGAUAUCUUGGAAACCAGCUUGAAACCUGCUAUUUUGGAAGCUCAGAAAAGUCAGCUGAUCUUCCUAGAUUCCCAGAAAACAGCAUUUCUUCGCCAUAAGAGUCGCCUGCAAGUAGUGCGAGAGCUGAAGGAGAAGGCUUGUGAGAACCUGCAGGAUUAUGAAGUACCAAAUUGCCCAGAAUCGGAGCUUUUCUCUGAAACCAGCAGUGUUGUGACAGCCAGUGACAUGAACAGCAAAUACACACACAGCAAUUCAAGAAUAUCAGCGCGAUCCUCAAAGAACCGACGCAAGGCGGAGCGUAAGCGAUACAGCCUGAAGGAGGGGAGUCCUUUUGAGGAUAUUGCCCUUCUGGAAGUCCUGGGAGAGAGUGUUCGCGCUGUUGAGACUGUGAAAGGAGAGAUACACAUCCUUCUGAAGCAGCUUGUGCUCUUUGGUUAUGAUGAGCAAGCUGGGGCACUGCAGCAAGUCCUGGAAGAGGUUUUGCAGUUGAUGGUGGCCUCAGUCCCAGAAAUCUGGACUCCAGACCUGCAGCAGAGCUCUGUCAGCCUGGUAUUGGGACCCAAUUCAACUGCAAACAGCAUUAUGACUGCUUAUCAGCAAAAGAGGAUGAUGCGUUCUGUUGUACAAGAUCCAGAAGUACUGACUCCACCAAAAUUCAAUAAAAAUCUACAGUGGAAGCUGCAUCUUCUCCAGUAACCAGAAGCCAAGGAAUCCCUGUGGACUCAGAGCUCAAACUUUUCACAUAAUUUCAUUAUAUCUUUGCGGAAGCUUUUGCUGUUCUGAUGUUUCUGAUACACUAUUCUUAGGGCUGUGCAAGUGACGGAUCCCUCCACCUGGCACAGCUGUGACUGUGACCCACAUGGUGUCACACUUACAGGCACAACCACUCAUGUCCACUGCAGAGGUGGCUUGUGAGGCUGGGGAGCAAAAGGAUGUGCAGCUCUGAGUGCUCCUACUUACUGUUCCCUGCUUCUGGACUAGAAAAAACCCACUAGUAUUGGGUUUUUUCUGCCAUCCCUGCCUCCCAGAGUUGAUACCUUCCAUGAUGACAGGCCACAUUUUAAGCACUUCGGCCUGCUUUAGAGAACUUACCUGUAAGAGUGUACCAAUACCAAAUUGCUGUAGUUGCUAAACAAAUUUUGUGUUUUCUCUGCUGAAGCUGGGUGUUGCUGAUACCAGAUUUUCAUCAUUGCUUUGCUACAUAAGAGCGAAUCCUGCAGUGCCAACAGCCAUUGUUGUAUUGAAACUGGGCCUGUUCACACCAGGGAGGUCUUGGACAGAGGAAAACACGAAUAAAAACAGGGCGGAGGUGUUGGUGUCCCACUCUGCUGGGCAAUACUACCCUAAUUAUCUGAGAUCAAAGAAGAUAGAGUAAUGGUGCUUUAUGGCAUUGACUGAUCGGCAGCUGUAUCCUGAUAAUGCUGUGCACUAUUGCAGAACUAUGUCAUCUGUCAGCUGUAUCCUGAUAAUGCUGUGCACUAUUGCAGAACUAUGUCAUCUGGAAACUAGUCUUGUACUGAGAAUUAGGUUAUACUUCUGUCAUCUGAUUCAAGAAGUAACAGCAGUAGUUCUGGGAGCAGAGGAAGGAGACAAGGCUGGAAACCCUCUCAGUGGUAGCAUCCCCUUGGUUAAUUUUGGCCUGGCAGCUGCAGUGUUCAGGCCAUUUCCAUUGGGUUCUGUAGAAGAACACCAUACAGACAAGGUGCUUACUGUCUGUUGGAGCAGUGAGCUGUGUUCUGACUGCACAGCAUGAGCAUGUGCAGUGCUGCAGGUGGCAAGAACUCCCAUCAGAUUGAGGUGGCCAUUAGGUCUUGCACCAUAUGUGCUGUGCUGGCAUGGGCUUGCUGGAGGGGAGUGGUAAGUCUUCUGUCAGUGUGAAACAUUGGAGCACAUCUUGUUUCCAGUUGUUCCGAAUUGUAUGGCCUGUUCUGGGUUGUGUGGGGAUGACAUAAGCCUGCUGUCAAAUACUAUGACUAAACUGCAAAGAGAUUCUCCAAGAGUAAAGCCCUUCCAGAUGGCAAAACACAUUAAAGUCUUUAUGGAGCAAGGCUGUUUCGUGGAUCUGGAUAUUCAGAAUGGUAGCAGAGCAUAGUCCAUGGUGAAAUACAGAAGUCAUCUACCAGAUCUGGAGAAAGGUUUGCUGAGGGAGCAGUGCUCUUCUGCAGAGCAUUCUGGCCCUGCAACUGAAAUGUGAUACUGACACCAGUAAUUCCUGACAUUCCUAAAUCUGAUGCCAGGAAAUGCUGAGGUCUUGCACAACUGAAUCUAUUGUCUAGAAAGAGCACAAGAAAUAAUGAAAUUGCCACUGGCUUACUGAGGAUGCAUGCUUGUGCCUAAGUAUAUGUAUAAUUUCUUUUGCUCUUCUAUCAUGGUGACUGUGAAAGCCAAAGACCCUUUUGUGUUAGGUGUGCUUUCUUGUUCUCCCACCAAGGCAAAACCCCUUUAAAUUUGCCAUCCAAGUGAAAGACCAGUCUUCUACAUCAUUCAUCACUGAAUUCUCACUGUCUUCCCUUACACCUUUCUCUCCUAAGUGAACAUGGAGUAAGUUGCAGUAGAGCUGGGAGCAGCACCUAGUGUGAGUGAGUUUCAAGGGGGGAUAUCCUGCUUCUUACUACUAUUGCAGUUGCUGAACCUUAAUUUUAUCUCAACAGCAGCACUGAGCCAGCUUUCCCUUGAUUUCUGUUGCAAUGUUCUUUUGCUUUCUUAGUGAUGUGUGUAAUCUUGAAAUAUGCUCAGCUUUAAUUACUGUCAUUACAGACACAUUGAAUUUGCUCUUAAGAAUUCUGUGGGGGCUCCUACAGUUACCAGAAAUGGAAGUAAACUAUUAAUGCAGAAAUACGGAGUUAACUUUAAAAAUGUCUCAACCUCUGAGCAAAUAUGGCUGUAUGGAAGCCUGUUUCUCUUGUUAGAUAUUUCUCACCUGUCUGCUGAUUAGCUUCAUUAAACACAAAAGUAAAAUAAAUCCAUCAAGUUCAGUAGAAACUUUCAAGAAGAGAUCCACAAAGAGUGUGCUUCAUUGAAGCAAUAGAUUAUAGUUCUUGUUAGAUUACCAGUGAUAAAUGCACCUGCAAAAUACAAGUGUAUGAUGCUUUGUAGAAAUGUUCCCAGGUAUACUCCAAUGGUGUCACAGUCACAGAUCUUUCCAAAGAGGCAUCCAUGCUCUGGAGAAGAGACAAGUAAGACCCUUGACUUGUCUGCAAGGUUAUGUUCUCAUCCUCUGCCUUGGAGGCUUUCAAAUAAUAAAUUUAUUCCUUUUGGGAGAAACAGAGAUGAAACUGUAGUUUUAUAUUCUGUAACUGCAACUCUUAAUACUCAUUUACAAAGGAAGUUCUCUCCCCCUCCUCUCCAUUUACAAUUGCAAAGAGAACAAAGGCAGUUCAUAAGGGUAAAAUAGGACUCUUGCACCAUUGUCACCUGAUAACCUGACACCUGACCAGCCCAUGUUAAUCCCUUCACCAGGUGAAUCUUGUGGCACAUCUCAUGGAAAGUCCUCUACCACAUCUUCCUUGGCUUUAGGCCUCAUAGAAGAUAAUACAGCUCUAGAGAUAUAAUUACAGCCAGGGGUGGAAAGGAGAUGCUUUAUCAUCACUGGCUGAUGAGUGUUAUGCUGCUAUUCUGAGGCUCUCUUGGAACAAAGAUGUCAUAGUGGUUGCUCGCAGUCUCCUGUAUGGACUUACCAGCUGUAGAGGAAAGAUUGAAGGAAGGCUGUGGGUCCCCUGCAAAGCCACACAUGAAAUAACUUGUCACAAAAUCUAUGUUCGCUGCCUUAGUUUCCUUCGUGGCCUUGAGGCUACCCUUAUAGGUGGCUCCCCUUGGUUGGCUUCAGAGAGCUUGUGCCCACUGUUGCCAUUCCUGUGGACCUUUCCCAUACAGUGAUGACCUCACACAGUGAGUGUUGGACAUGCUGCCAUCUCUCUUCCUGGGGUCAAUCCUGGUGACAGUGGUUCUCCUGGUGAUGCCGCUGAAAACAUCAUACAUAGUCUUGUCCCUCUGAAUUAUGCUCUGCAUUUGAGUGUGUGGCAACUGUAACUCAGCCGCACGCUGUCCCCAGAUAGAUGGAUUGCAGGGAUUUAUGCUUCACUCUGACCUGCUCUGAGAUGUACUAAAACCAUACCUCCCACCCAGAUGUGAUGGGCCACGGGCCAUAUGCAGCACAUUUCUCUGUGAAGAAGCAUGUCUUCUCUUUCUGGCCUGUGUCUGCUAUGAGGAAGACCACAGCUCUCUAGCAUUUGGAACUGACUUUGGUUCAAAUUAGUUCCCAUUGCAAAGCAUUAGCACUUUACCUCUGGAGCCAGCUGAAGCCCAAUUUGUGUCAAGACUGAAUUCACAGGCUGGUUGUGCUUUUGUCAUUGUUCCUUACUCUCUUAAGUUUUAUUUUGUAAUUUAAGGCAUAUUAUUACUGAUGUCAGCAAUAGCUGAACUGUGACUGGUGUUUUAAAUUAGGCCAUGGCCAACCUUUCACCUUACUGUAUGCCAUUCUGGUAAAAGAUGAAUGGUUUAAGAAAAGAUUUUGCACAGAGUUAUAGGACAACAAUAAAUACUUUAAAGACCCAGAACAGUGGGAAAUGGCAAGGUUUUGCAGAAUAGUUUUGAAACAAGUAGAGAACACAAACAGAAAUCUUACAUAAGAUACUGGACACUGCAUUUGGCAACAUUCUAAAUGUUUUACUGAAAUUAAUUAAAUCAGCUAAAAAAAACAUCCUUUAGAUGAACUUAGCUCAUGUGAAAGCCGUAUCUCUAAAGCUUAGAUUACCCACCUCCAAAUGGAGAAUCCUACCUACUGAACACGCACAAUAAACUCAAAACAUAUUGUACCUUUAAGUUGAAGCAAGCAAAAGAUUGUCCAAUAGUUACUGAGUAGGCAGUUAUUUAGACAUCAGGUAAGUGCAGACUUGGAUAUUUUGAAAAUAUUUUAGCUAUACUGCUUAGCUAGAACUGGGUGUGCUAGCUCUGUGGAUUCACCACCCAGCACCCAUCUCUGCAUAAGCAUGUAAUAAACAUGAUCCUCUGUGGAUCAGCUUCUUGCAUACCAGGUAGGUUGAAAGAACAUAUUUUUAAGGACAACCUUACAACAGCAACAUCUUUAUUCUUUUCCAACAACAUCAACUUCUUAUUUGCCCCAUUUGAGUGGGUACAGCAACAUACUGCUGCAGGGGGAAACAGAAGAAGAGGACACCCUCUCCCUACAGAAUGUGUUACUGUUAGGAGCAGCAUUUUGCUUGCAUAGCAAAAGCUCUGUGCACUCUUACUGAAAGCCAUUUCACCCAGAGAGUGUCUUACUUAACUCAAAGCUGAGCUUAAGUUGAAAGAUGAACUGUACAAACCAGAUCCAGACUGAAGAGAUUUUUAUUAGUACCGUUCUGCUGCUUCUGGAAGUUCACAUCUUGACAACAAUCAAAUUAUUAGAGGCUCACUAAAAUCCUGAUUGGAGAAAUAGCGUGGGAUUAAACCAAAGAAUUUCUGUACCAACUUCAACAUAUGCAGACAAGCAACUGCAAACCUUGAUAGUUUUAUUACUCUGGGAAGCAGUAAAGCUUGUAAUUGUGUAUUAAAAAUAUAUUUCACAAAAAAUGUUUAAAUACAUCCUUGUACCCAAAAGAGAUUUUUGCUCCACUUAGAGCCUGUCCCUUAGCAGAGGGGCACUUCAGCAGCACUGAACUGUCAAGCCUUUCAGUGGCACAGCAAAGUAGGGGUGAUGAGCUGCUGCUCCUUCCUCUGCACUGACAGUACAUUCUGUCAGCCACACCAGUGUCUGCAACAUUAACACGAAGGUGGAACUUCAGUGGUAGGCAGAAAACAUCAAGAGAAGGACCUCCAAAUCAUUGUUUCUUUCCUUUUUCAGUAGAAACCUACAUCAGGGCUCAGUUCAGCUUCUUAAUUAAAAUAAGUCCUUUCAACCAAACAAAGCACUUCUCCCAGACUUCAGUUCACUUACAGAUUAGUGUGGCUGUACCACAACAAAACUGCAACCAAAAAGCUUCCAUUUCAGAAUUCACUUUAUUUAUAUUUUUAGUAGGAAAGAAGAAGAGGGCUUAGGUUUUUGUUGAAGCUAUUACUAAAUUAGUAUGCUGCUGUUUCCAGGCCACUUUUUUCCCCACAUUACAUUUGUCAUUCUAGUUAAUAAACAUACAUUUCCAUAAA